This is a messenger RNA of Oncorhynchus gorbuscha (pink salmon), 1500 nucleotides long. Its product is annotated as transcription factor MafK-like. The record is from RefSeq and is a predicted model, not a curated record. Gene Ontology annotation, molecular function: RNA polymerase II cis-regulatory region sequence-specific DNA binding; DNA-binding transcription factor activity, RNA polymerase II-specific. NCBI's taxonomy places the organism in Eukaryota, Metazoa, Chordata, Actinopteri, Salmoniformes, Salmonidae. The transcript is spliced from 3 exons. Gene Ontology annotation, biological process: regulation of transcription by RNA polymerase II. Gene Ontology annotation, cellular component: nucleus. Bases 224 to 706 code for a protein of 160 amino acids.
AAUACUUGCGGAAGCACAGAGUGGAAUGUUGAUACAUUGUUGUUGUUUUGUAGUUAAUUUAGUACGGGGAUACAUUUCGGUUCGACUGCUGGACGCCUUUCAGAAUUGCGACAAGUAACUUCCACCCGUAUAGGACGGCAACUUCACAAGCUUUACGCUUUGCAGACGGAGAAUAUCCGCGUUCAUAAGUGUUGACAUCUGUGGGAUUCUGGCCAGUUUAUGCAUGCAGGGUAUGACGACUCAGUUUAAAGCAAACAAGACUUUAAAGGUUAAGAAGGAGGUGGGUGAGAAUGCCCCGGCCCUCAGUGAUGAUGAGCUGGUGGUCAUGUCGGUGCGUGAGCUCAACACACACCUGCGCGGGCUGACCAAGGAGGACGUGGUGCGGCUGAAGCAGCGGCGGAGGACCCUGAAGAAUCGCGGCUACGCCGCCAGCUGCCGCAUCAAGCGGGUCACCCAGAAGGAGGAGCUGGAGAGGCAGAAGCAGGAGCUGCAGCACGAGGUAGACAAGUUGGCCCGGGAGAACGCCAGCAUGAGGCUAGAGCUGGAUGCCCUACGCGCCAAGUAUGAGGCCCUGCAGUGCUUUGCCCGGACUGUCACAUGUGGUCCUCUCUCACCAGGCAAGGUGGCCACCACCAGCGUUAUCACCAUCAUCAAGUCUACUAACAACCACAACUCCAGCCCAACCUCCUUCUCAGCCCCCUCCUAGUGCUGACAGGACUGGGCUCUCGUCUCCCCGUCCCGCCUGGUCCUUACCGGUUCCGACCCGAUCCAGCCUGAAACCAAUGGCACCCGACCCAUGCUGAGAGGAAGCUCAGUAAUUCGACUGAGGGAAGGGGGUGGGGUGGCCACAAGCUCUGUGUGAUGAUAACAACAUGAUGCUGCAUUCAUUCUCUACUCUCUUUCUCUCACAUACUGUACAUAAUCUACAUUGUCUGUGCACUGUGCCACAACCUCCCCAGCACCGGCAGGGCAUUGGGCCUCUCUGACUGACGGCAGAGAUUAGCUCAUACUACAGUGCGAGUGGGUACUUGAUAUUAUACCCUGUGAUGGCAGCACUGGUCUGAGACCGCUCUGAUGCCUGUGGUAUCUUGCAUUUACAGAGUAUAAAGUAAUAUAUUAUUGUAAUAAUUACCGUAUUAAUACAUUAUGAAUAUUUUAAAUAACACAAAAAAACGCUGAUCUAAGCCUAAAAGCCUUCUUUCUUCUGUAUAUGAGAGUAUAUACUAAUGUCUCAAUGGAAAUUGAGGCAUUGAAGCUUUUGCCUUAAACUGAUCUAGGAAUGAUCUCUCAGUAAUAUUCUUUUUUUGUCACACUCAUGCAGUAUGUUCAAUAAUUUAAGCUUUUAUAUUUCCAAUUUCAAGGGCAGCUUGAUAACCGUAAAAAAAAACAAAAAAAACAAUACAGUGGGGCAAAAAAGUAUUUAGUCAGCCACCAAUUGUGCAAGUUCUCCCACUUAAAAACAUGAGAGGCCUGUCAUUUUCAUCAUAGGUACACUUCAAC